Molecule: messenger RNA, 3083 nt
Organism: Petromyzon marinus (sea lamprey)
Lineage: Eukaryota; Metazoa; Chordata; Hyperoartia; Petromyzontiformes; Petromyzontidae
Source: RefSeq, a predicted model, not a curated record
UGAGCAGGAAUCGAACUCGGGUGACAGGCUUUGUAGUGUAGCGCGCUAACCGCUACAAUACCGCUCCCCACUGAGACACACACACGUCUGUCUGAUCACAAUACAACCGGCGCGAGUCCACGUGUGAGCCAAUUAAUAACGAGUGGGGAGGCAGUGGAGACAGCGAGAGAGAGAGUAAUAAGCUGCGCGUUAAUAUUUAAUGACCUUUAUCCGGAAGGCAGGGGCUGUUUUGCCUGCAGGUUAUGUAGCAAAUAACUGAUGAGUGUGCCUUUGUUUGCCUUAGCGAUUCAAAGUCAAAGCUACGUCCUGUUCCCUUGAGCCACAUUGAGACAUUGGUGCUCAUCUCCCGUUUACAGCCCUGCAGAGCCGGGGGCGAGUUUAUAAGAUCGAUCACGGUUGAUCUUUUCCACAAAGUGGUACCCAUUUUAUCGACUCCCGAGGGAGAGAUGAUGGGUUGAGGCAACCCACUCCGUCCAAUAUUUAUACUGAAACGUAUUUGUAUUUAUUUAUAUAGCAAUAAUACAGAAAGGCGUUUGAUCGACGUUGUGGGACAUCUUUGCUGAGCAGCGGAGCUUCGUGGAGACGGGGAGCAUAGGCGGUGGAGCAAAGUACAAUACAAUAACAGGUUUUAUCUGCACCGCCCUUUGCUGACAAAGCAGUGCAUUGUGGUCGCCCUGCCAGGCGCUAUACAGGCCCCACCUGCUUAGCUUAUGAGCGCAUUGCGUGUGAUUUGGCCAUGAAAUAAUAACAAUAAAUACUAACAAUGAUGUCACCUUGAAACGCGCCGCUCCGCACAGGAGUCGCUCAUCGCUCUUGUAGAGAGAGAGGACGACUCGGAGGCGCCAGGAGGAGGGACCACAGAUGAGGAGCGGCAAGGCAGAAGCAGCAGCAGUGGCAACGCGGUGAGGAGCCGGCGCCAAGUUCCCCCAAAGCUCUGCGGUCCUCUAUAUAUCAAGGCGUUAUGUUUACACCUGGAGAAACCCCACACAUGCGAGGGUGCAACACUCUAUCCCAUACAGAUGUAACAGAUGGAGAUUAGUCCACAUUUGCUGAUGGCACCUCCUCCACGCUCACGGCAAGGGGUGUUUUCGCAGCGUUUCUGUGAUCCGCCAAUCCUUGAUGCUGCCUCCACAGUGACAGGCCGCGUGCAUAACCAUCGCCGUGCGUGCAGCUGAGGUCACCAGCUGCUCGAUGCAUGACGAGACACACAUAGCCGACGGGACAGGUGAUUUGAUGCAUAUGUGUACAGUACUGCACUGUUUACAGAUCCAGUGACGAUAGACCCUGGGACUGGUCGAUAUAGAGGUGUACAGUAUACAUCGGUGGGUAUAUACAGGAUCAUAAGCUGCCAUGGUCCAUCCACUCUUGGAUGAAGGCCUCCCAAACCGUCUCCACCCCUCCCACGGUCCGCAUCCUAUAACUGUGGAACUCAUCAGACCAGCUGUUGUGCAAUUGACGACGAAAUGUUUACAUGGAUAUAAAUAGCACAGAAGACAAAUGCUCCCGAAUAGGCAUGACAUACCGUUGAGGCUAGUGCUGUUAGCAAGCGCCUAUGAAUGCCAGCACAGUACAUGAGGUGCGCAUCUAUAAAACACGCACACUUACGUUCGUGUAAGUGUCUCUAUGCGUGUAGGUGAGCGUGCGCGACUCCCGUGCCAGGCUAGGUGCACGUUUAAAUCAGCGCCCAGCCAGUUGGUCGCUGCUCGCUCCGUGCCCUUGGUGCCGCCGCGCCCGUGAGGUUAUAAACGGCGCCAGAAAGCGGACACCGCGACUAUUUUGGGCCGUGGGGCCCACGGGGGCCACACCGAAGCCAUCUUCCGUCCGACGCUGAGACAAACAGACGGUCCUGCGGCCUCAACAAAGACCCCCAGAGCCGAAGGGGACCGCACACGGAGCUCACCGCAAGGGCUACGCAGAGAGAAGGGACAGCCCCCUUUGCUCGUGCACGGGAUUUGUGUGAAGAGGUGCAAGGAGGUGAGAGCACUGCGUCUGAUUAAGUCGAGGAGCAAUCUUUCUGAUGGGAGACCCCGGCGAAGACACCCAUGGAGCCGUGCCUGCCGAGGAAUCCCCCGAGCUGUGCGCUCCCUCCCCAGCUUCUGCCUCCUCCUCGAAGCCUCCUGUGGCUCUGGGCACGUGGGUCGUGCUCGGCUCUCUGCUAGUUCUGUGGCUCGCAGCUUCCGUGGUGGCUCUGGGAUGGGUCAACUCGCAGUCCGUCGGGCACGUCGCGGACGUGGACGAAGAAGCGGGGCUGGGCUACUCUUUCCUCACCUUCUUCUUUGAUGCCUUUGAACCCGAGUCGGUAAAGCCAGAGGAACCCGCAGUCAAGUCCGCCGGUGACGAAGCCAAAAAAGCCAAAAAGAAGCGAGCAGAGAAGGUGGUGGAGGCAGAAAAACCCAGCAAGAAGAAACCUCUCAAAGAGGUGAAGGAAGUCGACGAGAAGCUGUUGAAGAAGAGCAAGAGGGAAGACAAAGAGGAGAAGGUAGCCCACAAGCCCGACAAGGGCCGGGACGCGGGAAGAGAGGGGCAGGGAGGCGGCUCAGUGGGCGGCGUGAAGUCGGGGAGGAAGAAGGAGGAGGGGGAGAAGGAGGAGGAGAAGGGGGAGAAGGGGAAGAAGGAGGAGAAGGGGGAGAAGGGGAAGAAGAAGGAGGAGGAGGAGAAGGGGAGUAGCGGUGGCGGCGCGGGCAAGAGAGAGGGCGGCGCUCGGGACGAGGGAGCGGAGAAGAGGCGGGACAAGGGCAGCGGCGCGGGCAGCCAGAAAGGGGGCAAGCGGGAGCAGAAGGGCAGUGCGACAGACGACAAGGCGGCGAAGCGAGGAGUAAAGGUUAGCGGCCAUGCUGAUGAGAAGGCCGGGGCGAAGCCGGCCAAGAAGGGCGGCAACAACGGAGAUGGAGGAAAGGGAAAACAUCCCAAGGACAAAAAUGACAGCGACAAGGAGAACAAGUGCCACGGGAAAAAGUCCAAAUGAGCGGUGGAGCGGAGUGUGGAUCAGCGGUGGCUGACAUCUGAGGUUUGCACUGUGGGUGAUGAUGUGUGGCCCAAGUGGAGGGCGCUCUCCCAACACACACACUCACCUCUCAUCUGAA